AGGGGUCUGUAAUAGUUAAAGUAUCUUCAAUUAUAACUAUAAGCAUAGUAGAACACCUUGUUGAAAGGCUCGAGAUAAUCAAACGAUGUCGAGUUUUGGUACAUCAUUCGAGGAGACUUUGAACACAACUAUAAAUAAAGAUUCAUCAGCAAUUGACAUUGGAUCGCUUGGAUCAAUCAAAUAUCUGAAUCUAGACGAUAAUACCAAUAAUAAUGUUAAUAAUCAUAUUAAAGUUGUGUGCCGUAUUCGGCCGGAAAAUGAGUUUGAAUAUCAUCACGACAGAUCUACAGGAAUUCCCUUUAUUACUCCAACUUCACAAACAGUAACGCUUAAUAUAAAAGAUUGCGCCAAUCAAUUCACAUUAGAUAAAGUAUUUGAUCAAAAUUCUUCUCAAUUAGAUGUAUAUAAUUAUGUGGCGGCAGAAAUAGUUGAUGAUUUUAUUAGUGGAUUUAAUGGUUGUUUACUUGCUUAUGGUCAAACAGGUAGUGGGAAAUCUUAUACUAUGUUAGGUAGACAAAAUGAUAUAGAAAUGGGAUUAAUACCUCGUAUAUCUCAAGAUAUAUUUGAUAGACUUAAUCAUUCAUCUUCAAAUAUGGAAUAUACUGUGAGUGUAUCCUUUUUAGAAAUUCAUAAAGAACAAAUUAAAGAUCUCAUAAAUGUUAAUAAUGGAGAAUCAUCAACUCAGAAAUUUUCAAUUCAUGAAGAUAAAGUAAGAGGUAUACAUAUUAAAGAUUUAGCCAAUGCAUUUAUUUCAACUCAUGAAGAAUUAUAUCAAAUAUUAAUUAGUGGUCUUCAAUCUAGAUCAACUAUUGCUACAAGUAUGAAUUCUGAAUCAUCAAGAUCACACGCUAUAUUCCAAAUAAGAUUAAAUCAAAAACAUUUAAAUACUGGUGUAACAAAGAGUUCUCAAUUAUUCCUUGUAGAUUUAGCAGGGUCUGAAAAAGUUAUAAAAUCAAAUGCUGUGGGGCAAACCUUAGAAGAAGCCAAGAAGAUUAAUAGUUCUCUUUCAGCUCUUGGAAAUGUUAUUAAUGCAUUAACUGAUCCUAAAUCUACUCAUGUACCAUAUAGAGAUUCCAAAUUAACUCGUAUUCUUCAAGAAGCUAUUGGAGGUAAUUCAAGAACCUCAUUAAUAAUUAAUUGUUCUCCUUCAAUAUUAAAUGAACAAGAAACUCUUAAUUCCUUAAGAUUUGGAGCUAGAGCUAAAACUAUAAAGAAUUCUGCUCAUAUUAAUACUGAACUAAGUCCAAGUUCUCUAAGACUUAAAAUAAAUCAAUUGGAACAAAUCAAUCAACAAAACCAAUCAUAUAUUAAAGAACUAGAAGCUGAAUUAAACUCCUGGAGAGAAGGUUCAACUACAACAGUUUAUAUACCUAACAAUACUAAUAGUACACAUACUACACCAUCAAAGGAAUUCAAAUCUCGUUUACCUCAACUUACAACGUCUCCCAAUGGAAAUAAACAUUUACAUGAAGAAUUAUCAAGAAAGGAUAAAAAAAUAAAUGAACUUGAAAAUGAAAUUUUAAAUAUGAAAAUGGAUAAUUUACGAGCUUCUCAUAAUGGAGAAUCAAAAUUAUUUUCAUUACAAAAUUCUUUACAUAAAAUUAGUGAAAAAUUAAAUGAUGUUGAGUUAGUCAAUAUAAAUUUAAAGAAACAUCUAUUAAUAAGUGAAAAAAUUAUAGAAUCAAGAGAUUCAAAAAUUAACCAAUUAAAGCUGACUCUUGAUGAACAACAAAGAAUGAUAAUCAAUGAAGCUUCAGGGUUUAAAAAUAAGUUACAAGAAUUAAGAAGUGUAAUAGAUAAACAUCAUAUGAAUGAAAUUAUAGAGAAUAAAGAAAAUUCAUUACAAACUUCAGAAGAUACUAUUAAAUUAAAUACUGAAACUAAUAACUUCUCCGAUUUUAAAUUGAAAAAUGAUAUUUUAAGUGAAAUUGGUUCAACUAUUAUAACCCCGAAACGUUUAAGUAUUAUAUCAACACAAUCACCAAAUAGAUCAGAGAGAUCAUCUCAAUCAAUAGAUUCACCUAAAUCUGGACUUAAUUUGCAUAUUAUUAAACCUGUAAGAGGAGGUUUAAAUAUCUAAUUAUAUCUUAAUAAAUAAAUAAAUCUAUACGAAUUUAAUUUUAUUUUAUUUAACUUAAUUUU
Molecule: messenger RNA, 2142 nt
Organism: Scheffersomyces amazonensis
Lineage: Eukaryota; Fungi; Ascomycota; Pichiomycetes; Serinales; Debaryomycetaceae
Gene: KIP4
Product: Kip4p
Exons: 1
Coding region: 86-2080 (664 amino acids)
Biological process (GO): cytoskeleton-dependent intracellular transport; microtubule-based movement
Cellular component (GO): kinesin complex; microtubule
Molecular function (GO): plus-end-directed microtubule motor activity; ATP hydrolysis activity; microtubule binding
Source: RefSeq, a predicted model, not a curated record